UGUAUGUACUACACAACAUCGUAGCGUGGACAAUUUCGGACUAAAGAGGAUCAGAAACGAUUACAUGUACAGCAUAGAUAGGAUAAUAGGAUAGGAGUUAGAUGUGUAUGCACAUCCAUACAUAUGUAUCGUGUUCUAUUGUAGUUGCUCGUGAAGUUACAUUGUGUUGACAAAAUUAAUAAAACCUAAUUAAGCCGGUGAAUAGAAUCGAUUUAAAUUCAUAAUAAAUAAUGGGUCCGCCGAAGCGGUUUAAAAAAGAUAAUGAUCGAGGCAAAUGGAAGAAACGUAAAGAAGAUCCUGAAGAGUACAACGACGAUGAUUCUAUAGACGAUAAUGAAGCAGACGGCGUGCCAGAUGCAGCCAAAAAUGAUGUUGAAAAACAAGACGAAACAGCGUUGGAAGAUGAGUUCGGCGCAAAAGAUUAUCGUUCUCAAAUGAUUUUGAAACCUGACUGUGCAUCAAGACCACUUUGGGUGGCACCGAAUGGACACAUUUUCUUAGAGUCCUUUUCACCUGUCUAUAAACAUGCACAUGAUUUUUUAAUUGCUAUCUCUGAGCCUGUGUGUCGACCAGAGCAUAUUCAUGAGUACAAACUAACUGCUUACUCAUUGUAUGCUGCUGUUAGUGUUGGUCUUCAAACACAUGAUAUUAUAGAGUACUUAAAGAGACUUAGUAAGACUAGUAUUCCUGAUGGUAUUAUAGAGUUUAUAAAAUUGUGCACAUUAUCCUAUGGCAAGGUAAAGCUAGUGUUGAAGCAUAAUAAAUAUUUCGUUGAAUCACCUUAUCCCGAAGUAUUACAAAAAUUAUUGAAAGAUCCAGUGAUUCAAGAAUGUAGACUGAGAAAAAAUAUAGAAGAUGAAAAGGAAGAAAUAAUUACGAAUGUUCAGAGCAAAACAAAAACUCCACAGUUUGGAGCAAAAGCAGUGACUAAUGUUCCAGUUGGAACAACAAAAGUGCCUGAGACUACCACUGAUCAAGUUCCAGCAGAAGCUGCUGCAGUUCCAGAAGACAUAACUACCUUUUAUGAUAAAAUGGACAAAGAAGACGAAGACGAGGAAGAGGAGCAAGAAUUAAAAACUGUUAGUUUUGAAGUAAAUCAGGAAAAAAUUGAAGUCAUACAGAAGAGAUGCAUAGAAUUGGAGCAUCCAUUAUUAGCAGAAUAUGAUUUCCGCAACGAUAGCGUAAAUCCGGAUAUCAAUAUCGAUUUGAAACCGUCAGCAGUACUCAGACCUUAUCAAGAAAAAAGUUUACGAAAAAUGUUCGGUAAUGGACGCGCCAGAUCCGGUGUAAUUGUUUUACCUUGCGGUGCUGGUAAAAGUUUAGUCGGUGUAACAGCUUGUUGUACGGUACGAAAACGUGCGUUAGUAUUAUGCAACUCCGGAGUAUCAGUGGAACAAUGGAAGCAGCAGUUCAAAAUGUGGUCCACUGCCGAUGACUCGAUGAUAUGUCGAUUCACAAGUGAGGCCAAAGAUAAACCAAUGGGCUGUGGGAUUUUAGUUACAACUUAUUCUAUGAUCACACACACUCAAAAGCGUUCGUGGGAAGCUGAACAAACGAUGCGAUGGCUUCAGGAACAAGAGUGGGGAAUCAUGGUUUUGGAUGAGGUACACACGAUUCCUGCAAAAAUGUUCAGAAGGGUUCUGACUAUUGUCCAGUCUCAUUGCAAAUUGGGUUUAACUGCAACUUUGUUGCGUGAGGAUGACAAAAUUGCAGAUUUAAACUUCCUUAUUGGUCCCAAAUUGUACGAAGCUAACUGGUUGGAACUCCAAAAAAGAGGUUUCAUCGCGAGAGUGCAGUGCGCCGAAGUUUGGUGUCCCAUGACACCAGAAUUUUACAGAGAAUACCUUGGUUGUAAAAUGAGCAAAAAGUUGUUACUCUACGUUAUGAAUCCUAACAAAUUUCGUUGCUGCCAAUAUUUAAUACGGUAUCACGAAAGGCGUGGCGAUAAGACGAUUGUAUUUUCAGAUAACGUUUUCGCUUUAAAGCAUUAUGCCAUUAAAAUGAAUAAACCAUACAUCUAUGGUCCUACUAGUCAGAGUGAACGAAUACAAAUUUUGCAAAACUUCAAGUUUAACACCAAAGUGAACACAAUAUUCGUGAGUAAAGUGGCGGAUACGUCGUUUGAUUUACCUGAAGCUAAUGUCUUAAUUCAAAUAUCGUCGCAUGGUGGUUCGCGACGUCAGGAAGCCCAACGAUUGGGUAGAAUUUUAAGAGCCAAAAAAGGUGCGAUUGCGGAGGAAUAUAACGCAUUCUUCUAUACGUUAGUUUCGCAAGACACAAUGGAGAUGAAUUAUUCGAGAAAACGUCAACGGUUUCUCGUGAACCAAGGAUACGCUUAUAAAGUUAUUACAAAACUCGCAGGAAUGGAUGAAGAGCCAGACCUAAUGUACGCGACUCGAGAAGAACAGGGACAUUUACUGCAACAGGUUCUCUCAGCUAGUGACAUGGACGCGGACGAAGAAAGAAUACCUGGAGAGGGACCUAGACCUAUUAUGCGUAAGGCUGGUAAUAUGACUUCAAUGUCGGGUGCUGACGAUGCAGUCUACUAUGAAUACAGAAAAGCCCCUGGAUCAUCUACUGCAAACAAGCAUCCAUUGUUCAAGAAGUUCAGAGCAUAAUCAUUCUUUGCCAUAAGUGUAUAUAACUGUAUUUCUCAAGUAGUAUCGACUCUAUGGCUAACAAAGAGAAUCUUUUUAUUGAAGAAAAUUGUUAAUAGAAUGCGCUUUACAACAAUGACAAUCAAUAAUUCCCUUUACCUACAUGAAACACUUGAUGUCUUGUAGUUAUUAGUACAGUCAUGUGCUCGCUGGUACGAUUUACGUGGCAGUAAUGAAAUUUACGUACAUGUAAACCUUCGGUUCAGUUGACAUAGUAAUGCGAUAAGGAUAUAUCCGAUAAGUCAGUUUACAGUAAGCGAUAACUGUGUCCGUAUUAAGGUAGCACAGGAUCUCUUAUUUGCAGAGAACCCUUGUCAAAAUCACGAAAAAAUAUUAUAUAAAUAUUAGACUGUGUACAUAUUUAGUUACGUUUUUCUAAAUACAUACUAAGUUAAACUGUAAAAGAAGCAACUGAAAUAAAUGAAAGACUAUACACCGAU
This is a messenger RNA of Megalopta genalis, 3097 nucleotides long. It is a transcript of the gene hay, whose product is annotated as ATP-dependent DNA helicase hay. Gene Ontology annotation, molecular function: 3'-5' DNA helicase activity; hydrolase activity; ATP binding. Gene Ontology annotation, biological process: transcription initiation at RNA polymerase II promoter; nucleotide-excision repair. Gene Ontology annotation, cellular component: nucleotide-excision repair factor 3 complex; transcription factor TFIIH holo complex; transcription preinitiation complex. NCBI's taxonomy places the organism in Eukaryota, Metazoa, Arthropoda, Insecta, Hymenoptera, Halictidae. The record is from RefSeq and is a predicted model, not a curated record.